Molecule: messenger RNA, 3920 nt
Organism: Temnothorax curvispinosus
Lineage: Eukaryota; Metazoa; Arthropoda; Insecta; Hymenoptera; Formicidae
Product: probable ATP-dependent RNA helicase spindle-E
Exons: 11
Cellular component (GO): intracellular anatomical structure
Molecular function (GO): ATP binding; RNA binding
Source: RefSeq, a predicted model, not a curated record
ACGAAAGAUUGAAAGUCAAUUUUAACAAUGGAAUCUUCAAGUUGGAGAGACGUUACAUCUACACAGUCUGUUUGUGAAGAAACUUUUGUCAAGGAUUACACAGAAGCAGAAGCUGAGGAAUAUUUAAAGUUUAUGGAUAAUAGAAAAAAAAUGGAAGAAGAUAAAGUCUAUGGAGAAUGCAGUUAUCCUUAUGGUCCACAAUCUAACAACGAUUCAUCUAUUGUGGCCAUAAAGGAUGAAAUAUUAUCGACAAUCGAGACAAAUGCCGUAAUCGUCAUUCGAGGACCAACCGGUUGUGGAAAAACCACUCAGAUUCCACAAUUUAUUCUCGAUGCAAAUAUUACAAAGAGGCUUGAUUGCAACGUUAUAGUUACGCAAUCAAGACGAAUCGCCGCGAUAAGCAUUGCCAAAAGAGUGUGUCAUGAGAGAGGUUGGCGUCUUGGCACCCUCGUGGGCUACAAAGUGGGUAUGCAACAAAAAGUCUCACCGGAAACCCGUUUAACUUAUUGCACCACCGAAAUUCUCCUGCAACAUUUGAUUCGUCAAAAACAUUUGUUGGACUAUACGCACAUUAUAUUGGACGAAAUUCACGAACGUGAUCAAAAUUUGGAUUUUCUUUUACUUGUGAUUAAAAGAUUAUUACAAACAAAUUCCAAACAAGUUAAAAUUAUUCUCAUGUCGGCAACAAUCGACGUAACGAAAUUUGCGAGAUACUUUUCUACAAAAGUAGAAAACACGUUACGUCCAGCGCCAGUUAUCGAGAUAUCCGAAAAAAGAAAUUUUCAGAUUCGUACGUAUUACUUGGACGAGAUAAACGAUAUGGGAAAUAUACCAAAAGUAUCCGUCGUGGAACCAAAAGUCACUCAAAGAAUGCGAGAGAUUUGCUCAUUUAUUAUCAAUAGUCUAGAUGACAUUGAUGAGAAUGAUAACGAAGAAGACUCAAUGCCGCCUCAGAGACAUGCCGUUCUCAUAUUUUUACCAGGAAUUUACGAAAUUGAGGAAUUAUACAAUUACUUGUCGGUUUUCCGUGAAAAAUUAUGGGACCUAACAAUUUUACAUUCAUUAAUUUCUGACGCUGACAAACAGGAUUGCGUAUUUCGAAAACCACCGCAAGGUUACAGACGCAUUAUACUCUCUACAAAUAUUGCCGAAAGCAGCAUUACGAUGCCAGAUGUAAAAUAUGUGAUAGACUUUUGUCUCGUAAAACUGCUGACAUUUAAUCCUGCAACUCAUUAUCAAAGUUUGCAACUUUGUUGGGCGAGUAAAACAAAUUGUACUCAACGAGCUGGUCGCACGGGUCGUGUAAUGGAUGGCAGAGUGUACAGAUUAGUACCAAAAGCAUUUUAUGAUAAUAAUUUACGAGAACACAAUGUGCCAGAAAUGUGCCGUGCCCCACUCGCCAAUGUCAUUCUCCGCGCAAAACUAUUUGAUUUCGACAAGCCACACGUCUUUAUUUCGCAUCUCCUCGAUCCACCUACUUUUGACAAUUUGGCAGAUAUAAUGUUGAAUUUAAAAGAGAUUGGAGCUUUGGUAGACGAUGUUUGUUAUCGACCGUUUGAUGGAAAGUUAACCAAUCUUGGCAAUAUAAUGGCACAUUUUUCGCUCGACAUUCGAAUUGUAAAAUUGAUUGUGUUGGGCCAUGUCUAUGGGGUUUUGCGAGACGCUAUUAUUUUGGGGGCCAGCAUGACCGUUAAAGAUGUUUUUUAUACGGAGCAAUGCCAUCCUACCGUUUCCUCUUAUACGACGCAAAAAAAAUGGUCGGAAAAUUCCAACAGCGACUGCAUUGCCACUUUAAAUAUUUACAAAGUGUGGAAAGACGAAAAGAGUAAUAAUCGAAUAAACACUCGUGAGGCUGAGAAACAAUGGGGCCGGGAAAAUGGACUUGAGAUAGAAGCCUUGCGUGAAUUGGAUGCUCUGGUGAACGAAAUCACUAUGAGAAUGACGGAAUUGGGCAUUGAAGAAAUUGCGGGAGUUGAUAAAGUCAAUUGGCCAGAUGCAGAUCGUAAUUUCGUUCUUCGAAUAAUACUUGCUGGAGCUUUCUAUCCUCAUUAUUUUGUCAACCGUUUGCAAGACGAACCAACAUAUAAAAAGGAUAUUUCAAAAACUUUAAAUAAUGAAGAUCCAAUGAAGACGAUUUAUUUAAGAGGUUGGCCACUCAAACAACCGGGAUAUAUAUACGCUGGAAAAUUGCAAGAGAUUUUUUCCAAAUAUCUGAAAAUUCCAAAAAAUCGAGUAACAAUAUUGUUCAACACGUCGUAUAUUUACGUGCAAUUUCGCGAUAAAGAAACGGCCAUUGACGAUAGUCUUCAAAAUAUAAUAGAAUAUGUUUAUCAGGCUAUCAUGAUGAAACGUUGCAAUAUCCCGAUUGAAAUAAAGUUGUUGAAUGCAGAAGAAGCAAAUGAGAGGGCAAAACAUUACAAUGCCCAUAUAUUCGAAAGGAAUUUAAUCUUUCGUAGAAACAUGAGGAUGAUUGAGAGCAACGUUUCUGAACGCAGACCAAUAUUGCCAGGACUCGAUGUAACAUUGAUACCUUUAUUUAUACAAACUAUUGUUAGUCCUGGACAUUUCUGGGCAACCCUUGACGACGAUGCCACUCGUAACAAUUUGCGAAAAAUAAGAAAUUAUUUCAACAAUUAUUCUUUGAAAAAAUUCCUCUCAAAUCCACAAUUGUCAAACGUAAUCGCUGCCCCUAUAAAAAUGGGUAAAUUUUUCACUUGGCAUCGUGCCAGAAUUACAAAUUUCGUCUCAGAAGAUGAAAAAAUGGUCGACGUUUUCUUGAUUGAUCACGGUCGUUUUUCUAGAGUAGAAUUAAGUGAACUAAGAGAAAUUAAUGAUUCUACAAUCUUAAAUAUUCCUCCUUUGGCAUUUUCGUGCAAUUUGGCUUUUGUGCGACCUUUUAAACAAUAUAAUGUUCACCAAUGGUCGAAAAGAUCGAGAAAUUAUUUUGCGACACAAAUCAAGGAAAACGAAAAAAUAUUUGGAGAAAUUUAUUCGGUUGUUGACAGCGUUGUCAACCUGAAAUUGAUUGUGGUUAAUAAGAAAGGAGAAAGAUUUAAUGUUAAUCAGGGUUUGAUUGAAGAAGGAUAUGCUGUAGAGAGGGAAGAAACCUAUUUUUCAAAGUGUAAUCAUGAAUUAAGAAUAGAUUCAUAUCUGAUUAACAAUAUGUCGACAGAGCAAAAAAAAUUUUACGAAGAACAACAAUAUGACAAAUAUAGUUUGUUAAAAUAUCCCGAACCACCUAGAGAAGAGGAUUGCAAUUCUAGCGUAAAACUCCAAGGUCCAUAUUCUCCUUUAGAAAUGGAGUUGAUCCAGUUGACGUUGGGUGAAAAAUCGCGAAAGACAAAUGUGGAAAAGAAUUCCGUCAAUGCUGUCCUUUUAGAUAACGAUCUCAAUCAAUCGAGACGUCUUUUGAUCGCUCGGAACGUUAAUAAAACUAAUCAAGAUUGUGUAACGUUGACAAAUACGACUCUUCUGCCGAAUAUUCCUGGACUUGCGGCAUUGCUCGCAUUAAUUUUUGCACCGUGUGUGGAAUUGAGAUGCAAUUCUCGCAAAACUUAUUAUACCGGAGCUUUAUGCGGUUUGGGCCCGAUAGGUGUUGGCAGCAACCAAGCUACAUUUCCCAAUCACGAUAUGGAAAUUACAUUUGACGUAGAUAUCACGAUGGAUGAUGUGACGGAGAUAAAUAAAUUGCGUUACUGGAUGAAUAUCGGGAUGGAAAGCAAUUCUACCGAAGAAAAUAUUGUAAUGUGUCAAAAUGAAUUGAAGAACAUUUUGCUGAAUGUGAGAGACAAACACAGACAAUUACGAGAUUCAAAAAAUGACGAACUUGAUCCUCACAGGAAUAAGUGGAAUUACUAUAACAAAUUACAUAUUUUGCCAUCAAUUCAAAAUUCUGAAACAAAAUACGACGUAUAUCCAUU